Messenger RNA from Amblyraja radiata (thorny skate), 478 nucleotides. RefSeq names its product pancreatic secretory granule membrane major glycoprotein GP2-like. Bases 3 to 389 code for a protein of 128 amino acids. The record is from RefSeq and is a predicted model, not a curated record. NCBI's taxonomy places the organism in Eukaryota, Metazoa, Chordata, Chondrichthyes, Rajiformes, Rajidae. The transcript is spliced from 3 exons.
GAAUGCCACCUGGUGAAGUGAGGCUUCUGCUGCUGAUUCUGGGCUCUCUGGCCACAGACUCCGCACUCGGUGACCCGUGUGUGACCCACACUGUCCUGGAUCAGCCCUGGAGGAGCACGGAUUGUUCCAACACUGAGUGCAGCGGUGGGACAUGGAUGGAUGAUGGAAAUCUUGCAGUGGGAUGGUACAGAUUUAACAGUUCCGGUGGAUGGAAGAUUCCGGAGACUGACGUUCCAGUGAAUCACUGCUCCGGGAAGUACCCAGGCUGGAUAGCCGGUAGGGUCAGAGUUUACAACACAUGGUCUCAGUUAUUGUCGGGGAGGGUCAGACUGACGACCCAGAUCUCUCCAGAGGGCCCAUCGCACGGACACGGAACCCAAACUCCCUGAGAGGUUCCCCCACAGUCACUCAGACCCUGGAUCCUCACGGAGUGCGGUGGGGAAGCUCCAGCUUCCUGGAGUUUCCCGGCAGUGGGGCU